Messenger RNA from Mugil cephalus (flathead mullet), 3666 nucleotides. Its product is annotated as E3 ubiquitin-protein ligase TRIM39-like. Gene Ontology annotation, molecular function: protein binding; zinc ion binding. The transcript has 12 exons. The record is from RefSeq and is a predicted model, not a curated record. Lineage: Eukaryota; Metazoa; Chordata; Actinopteri; Mugiliformes; Mugilidae. Bases 137 to 2062 code for a protein of 641 amino acids.
GGAAAUACCACAGACGGAUUGAUUAUAAGGACAAGAAAAACAGUGCAGGAGGACAGGGACAUCUGGGAGAUACACGAAACAUCUGGACCGAGGAAAUAAUCUGUCUCAGGGGUGCAGACACUCAGAAACAGGUUGAAUGACUAUGGCGCUGCCGGCUGCCUUUCUGUCUGAAGACCAGUUCUCCUGCUCGAUCUGCCUGGAUGUGUUCAACAACCCGGUCUCGACCCCAUGCGGCCACAGCUUCUGCCAGUCCUGUAUCUCCUCCUACUGGGAUGGAAAAGGAGGCGGCGCCAAGUCGUACCAGUGCCCCCUCUGCAAGGAGUCCUUCCGCAAGCGACCCGAGCUCCACAUCAACCGAACCCUGAAGGAAAUCACCGAGCAGUUCAAGCAGGCGUCCAACAGCAGCGUGGUAACGGAUGGAAGUCUCUUCAACUCACACCAACAUCCUCCUCCUCCUCCUCCUCCUCCUCAUCACCACCCCCCAGCUCCGUCUGCCCACGGGAGACAGGGCGAGAUGCCAGGGAGCAUCUUUGCUGAGAUGAUGACACGUUUCCAGCAGUUGCCAGCGUCCGGUGUAGCCCAGGAGUAUCCUAGCAACACUCACCCCCAGAGCCCCCGUCGAGUCGGUCCUCAGAAACAAGAGCACCAAGACCUGCCUCCGCCCUACUCGCCCCCACGCAGCAGGUUCACUCUGAGUGUCCCCAGUGACUCGUCCACUUCCGAUCUGCCUCCGUGUCCCAUCCACCUGAGAGGUCUGGAGUACUACUGUCGCACCGACAACACCUGUGUCUGCAGCGCCUGUGUGGAGACGGCAGCGCAUCGAGGACACAACAUCAUCCCAGCCAAGAGAGAGUGGCUCAUCAAGAAGUCCCAGUUGGGUAUCACAGAGGUGGAGCUGAAGGAUCUCAUCAGUGAGAGGCAGAGAAAAAUGGAGGAGAUACGCAACUCCAUACGGGAGAUAAAGGCUGCAGCCGAGAGAGAAACUGACGGAGUCGUCUGUGCCUUUUCCAAGCUGAUCUCCAGCAUAGAGCGCUGUCAAGCCCAAGUCUUGGAGGAGAUUGAGGUGAAACUUCGGGAGGCGGAGCACACGGCUCAGGGCGUGAUGAAGGAGCUGGAGGACGAGAUAACCAACCUGGAUAAGAUGAGCGCAACGCUGAGCCAGCUGGCUCGGUCUGAAGACUACAUUUUCUUUCUGGAGACGUACCCGGCCUUGUCCACGCUUCCAGAGACCAAGGACUGGUCGAGUGUCUCGGUGUCGUCUCACCUGACCUCGGGGGGCAUCUUCAGGGCUGUGGAUCAGAUGGUGGAACGUUUUCAGGAGGAGAUGAGAAAACUGCCAGACGACUUUUCGGACCCAAUAUUGACCCCUGGGGGACGCCACAAGCCAUGUCCAAGCACGAGGAGGCAUAGUCUCCCAUCAGGUGUUUCACAAGACCACCGAUCUUCACCAAACCAGUUCUCUGACCAAACCGUAGCCAGACCCAACCCAAAGGUAAGGAGGGUUCAGGAAUACGCAGCCGACAUCACUUUGGACCCCAACACCGCCCACCCACGCCUCAUCAUCUCAGUGGACGGGAAGCAGGUGCAGUGUGGAGAACGUCAUCACGUGGUACCGGACAACCCCGAGCGCUUUGACCGGGUGGUGUGUGUGUUGGCCCGCGAGGGCUUCAGCUCAGGACGCCACUACUGGGAGGUGGAGGUGGGAGGAAAGACCGACUGGGACCUGGGGGUGGUCAGCCGGUCCGUCAACCGGAAGGGCAAAAUCACGGUGAGCCCCGCCCACGGCUACUGGUUCCUCAGCCUGCGGGAUCGGACCUCCUACGCCUUCCGGACAGAACCCUCGACCGGCCUGACGGUCGACCCCAGGCCCUCCCGCGUCGGUAUCUACGUGGACUGCGACAAGGGGCUGUUGUCCUUCUACAACGUGGAGGCCCGAGUGCUCAUCUACACUUUCACGGAUAAUUUUUCGGACACCAUUCAUCCGUUCUUCAGCCCGUGCACGAAUAGAUCGGGAAGGAACGAGGCGCCGCUGGUCAUCUGUCCCGUCGCAGCCACGGAGUGAAACAAGGCACAAACCUGUUCCCGUCCUCUUCAGCCACCCGUGAUACUCUCGGACUGGAUUUAGGCAAAUCUUCUGUUUCAGUAUUUGGUUCUAAAAUUUUAAAAUAACGUUUUGAAAAUAACUACAACUGGACUUUUUUGGAGUUUUUUUGAGAAGACGUUUCAUCUGAGUACCUGGAGGGAAGUGGAGGUUUAAACUGGUGCAACUAUAAAUAUAAUAAUAAUCUGAUGUUUCCUGCAUCUCAGGUUGAAAUGAAGGUGGUGGUUCCUAUGGUUUCCUCAAGGUCCAUCUCAUUGUCCUUCACUAAUUGAAGGUCCCAAAAUCUCAAACUCAACCUCUCUCCAGUCCCUUAGAACGAAGGAAGCUACUCGGAUGAAAAGUCUUCUCAAAACCUCUACAACUCUACUAGUUGUCUUUGUUGAAACGUCUUUAAACGGAUAUAAACCACGACCUGGACGACUGAGAACCUUCACAGACACUUGGUUCUAGAGUAAUUAGAAACAGAAGGACGAUAACAGGACGAUAUCGGAGUGAGACGACGGAUAAAGACUAAAACCAGUUCCAGGCUAGCAGGUCGGGAUUUGUAUUGCUCAGUUCUUUACUUUCACAUCUGGACCAGUUUUAGUUCUGAACGUGGAUUUAAGCAGAAGACUGAGCUGUUUUAAUGUCGAUGUAUUGUUAGAAUAAAUAUGAAUAAUGAGUAACGUAUCUUCUCCUACGUGGCCUCAGAUACGCUGCAAAAGCAGCAUUACUAGAAAAGAGCAAAAUAUUCUUAUAUCCAUCUGCCAAUGGGUUAAGACUGUUUUUGCUUGACAAAAUUUUUUAAAAUAAGCACAAAGUUAUUUAAAUGAGCACAAAGUACUUGUCUCUGAACAAAAUAUAAGAUUCUUUGAUACAAAGAUUUUUUGCUUUCUUGAAAAGUCCCUUUUUGCAGUGCAGACGCCUCUAAAGAAGCUCUUCAUGGGUCCCAAGGAAAUCAGGAGGUGUUCCCUUCUUCUUCUUUUAUCUUUUUUUUUCUACAUCUCAGUGGUUAAGAAUGAUCAGAAAGUGCACGUGGAGCUGUGCAUAUAGUGCCGUUAAAAUGUUUUGUGACGUGACCCAGUUUCUGAUCUUUGUUGGUUGAUGAACUCCUGUGGAGGUACCAUUCGUCUAAAAUCACCUCUAACUUAACAACUUGUACCUCACAGAUACGUAAAAUAGGCUCAUUGUUCUGCAUAAACAAAUACACAAGUAUGAUAUUUCUGUUUCAGGUUUUUCGAUGUCAAUGUGGUGAAAACUAACUAACAAAGAAGAAAGAAAUAUUUAGAUUCAGCUGUUACCUGAUUCCUUUCUGGCUUCUGUUUUAACUUUUCUCCCCCCUCAGUCACUCCAUCACAACAAAAGCAGCACCAAAGGUUUUGUCGUAUUUGUUUAUUACCAGGUGACGCCACGCAGGCUUCAAGAGUUGCAGAGCAAAACAGAGCAUGGGAAUAAAGAUUAAACUGUGGUUUGACCUCAUGGAUCACAGGGUAGCAGGGAACCCAUGAGUGUCCAUCACUCUAACAAAUACACACAAUCUGUGAAAUGAUCUGUACAAUAAAUAUUAAUACCUGCUUCUCCUUUAA